GGGGGAAGUCAUCACAAAGUCUCUGUUUCUCCUGUCGUCCAUGUCCGAGGGCUGUGUGAAUCAGUUGUGGAAGCAGAUCUUGUGGAAGCUCUUGAAAAGUUUGGAACCAUAUGCUAUGUCAUGAUGAUGCCAUUUAAGCGUCAGGCUCUGGUGGAAUUUGAAAACGUAGAAAGUGCUAAGAAAUGUGUAACGUUUGCAGCAGAUGAACCUGUAUACAUUGCUGGUCAGCAAGCCUUUUUCAACUAUUCAACAAGUAAGAGGAUUACUCGGCCAGGGAACACUGAUGACCCAUCUGGUGGAAAUAAAGUUCUCCUGUUGUCAAUUCAGAAUCCUCUCUACCCAAUUACAGUGGAUGUCUUGUAUACUGUGUGCAACCCUGUUGGAAAAGUUCAGCGCAUUGUUAUAUUCAAGAGAAAUGGAAUACAAGCUAUGGUUGAGUUUGAAUCGGUAUUUUGUGCCCAGAAGGCGAAGGCUGCACUCAAUGGAGCAGAUAUCUAUGCAGGAUGCUGCACACUAAAAAUUGAAUAUGCAAGGCCAACUCGACUUAAUGUCAUUAGAAACGACAAUGAUAGUUGGGACUACACUAAACCGUAUCUGGGCCGACGAGACAGAGGGAAGGGCCGCCAGAGGCAAGCUAUUUUGGGAGAGCACCCAUCAUCAUUUAGACAUGAUGGUUAUGGGUCACAUGGUCCUUUGUUGCCCUUGCCUAGCCGCUACCGAAUGGGAUCUCGGGACACUCCGGAACUUGUUGCUUACCCGUUGCCCCAGGCAUCCUCCUCUUACAUGCAUGGUGGAAAUCCUUCUGGGUCAGUUGUCAUGGUUAGUGGGUUGCAUCAGCUAAAGAUGAACUGCUCAAGGGUCUUCAACCUGUUCUGCUUGUAUGGAAACAUUGAGAAGGUGAAAUUUAUGAAGACUAUUCCAGGCACGGCACUGGUUGAAAUGGGUGAUGAGUAUGCAGUGGAAAGAGCUGUCACACAUCUUAACAAUGUCAAGUUAUUUGGAAAGAGACUUAAUGUCUGGUAAAUAUGUUUUAUCAGAUUAAUAGUCUACUAGUGGGCAGAUGGAAUGAGGUUGCAAAUGGAUGAUAUCCCAUUGUUCUGUUAUCAUUGUUGGAGUGAUGAUUUCCAAUUUGGAACUAUUGUUUUAUUUAUUACUAUUUAUGAUUUUUA
This is a messenger RNA of Balearica regulorum gibbericeps (East African grey crowned-crane), 1169 nucleotides long. The record is from RefSeq and is a predicted model, not a curated record. NCBI's taxonomy places the organism in Eukaryota, Metazoa, Chordata, Aves, Gruiformes, Gruidae.